Molecule: messenger RNA, 383 nt
Organism: Tripterygium wilfordii
Lineage: Eukaryota; Viridiplantae; Streptophyta; Magnoliopsida; Celastrales; Celastraceae
Product: probable aquaporin PIP-type 7a
Exons: 1
Coding region: 60-383 (107 amino acids)
Biological process (GO): response to water deprivation; transmembrane transport
Cellular component (GO): vacuole; plasma membrane; plasmodesma
Molecular function (GO): water channel activity
Source: RefSeq, a predicted model, not a curated record
AGCUCCUUCAUUUGAUCUAAGAUCGGACGAUGAAAGAAUAGGAGACUCUGAUUUUAGCUAUGGAGGGCAAGUACUUGGAGAGGCACUUGAUAGGGACCACAGCUCAGAUCCAAGAUGAAGGCAAGGACUACAGGGAGCUGCCGUCGACUCCUCUGUUCGAGCGGGGCAAACUGACCUCGUGGUCGUUUUACCAGGCUGGGAUUGCAGAGUUCGUGGCCAAUUUUCUGUUUUUGUACAUCACUGUGUUGACGGUGAUGGGAAUGGUUAAGUCGAACACCAAGUGCUCGAUGGUUGGGAUUCAAGGGAUCGCUUGGGCUUUUGGUGGCAUGAUCUUCGCUCUCGUAUACUGCAUUGCUGAAAUUUUAGGACAGGUUCACAAAUGA